AUGGAAACAAUAUUUGAACAUAUAUUGCAUGAAGAGAGUGAGCGAUGUGUGAUAGGAUGUGGAGAUCCUAAUUAUGGCGUAGUGAAAGAAGUCUUUAAACACGAGGUAGAGUUAAUUAUAAGAAAUAUGAUGUGUGGGAAAGCGGCUGGACCGGAGGACUCGUACAAGCAUGCUACAAGUGUGGAUGGAAACAACUGGAGGAAGGUGACUGGUGUGAUAUGUGACAAAAGAGUGCCAACACAACUGAAAGGAAAGGUCUACAGAGUAGUAAGGCCAGCAAUGAUGUAUGGGUUGGAAGUAGCUACACUCACGCAAGUAAAAGAGAAGAAACUAGAUGUUAGAGAAAUGUAG
Penaeus chinensis is the source of this 351-nucleotide messenger RNA. RefSeq lists its product as uncharacterized. The record is from RefSeq and is a predicted model, not a curated record. The transcript has 2 exons. The coding region runs from base 1 to 351 and encodes 116 amino acids. Lineage: Eukaryota; Metazoa; Arthropoda; Malacostraca; Decapoda; Penaeidae.